ACGGACUUUAGAGAUCCUCAUUUUUACUUUAUCAGUGUGAGACUGAGGAGCCAUGAGCCGAGAACACAGUGAAAGAUCUCCUCUACUGCAGAAUCAGCCACAGAAGAAAAUCAGAAAUGGCUGGCUCUUCCUCGCUGUGUUCUCAGCAGUUUUGGGCAAUUUUAACUUUGGAUUUUCUCUGGUGUUUCCCUCACCGGUGAUCCCACAACUACAAGCGGGUGAUGACCCACGCCUGCGCAUGGACGUCCAUCAAGUCUCCUGGUUUGGUUCUAUUUUCACACUGGGAGCCGCCGCAGGGGGUCUGAGCGCCAUGCUGAUGAACGACAGAAUUGGGCGCAAGCUGAGCAUCAUGAUAUCUGCGGUGCCGUCCACCGCGGGUUACCUGGUGAUGGGGGCAGCACAGGGGUUCUGGAUGCUUCUCCUGGGCAGAUUUCUCACCGGCAUUGCUGCUGGCAUCACCGCCAGCUCUAUUCCUGUGUAUGUGUCGGAGAUUUCACAUCCAGGUGUUAGAGGAGCUCUGGGAUCUUGCCCUCAGAUCACAGCUGUCUUCGGAAGUCUGGCACUCUAUGCUCUUGGCUUGGUAAUUCCGUGGCGGUGGCUGGCUGUGGCUGGGGAAGUUCCUGUUCUGCUUAUGUUAAUCCUCCUCUGCUUUAUGCCAAACUCCCCGCGUUACCUCAUCACCCACGGCAAACGGGACGAGGCCUGCGGGGCCCUGAAAUGGCUCCGGGGGCCCAAUUCAGAUUACAUGAAUGAACUCAACCAAAUUGAGCGGAGCGUCAACUCACAGGUUGGAAUACAGUGGGCUGAUCUUAGGAGUCCUUUCUACUACAAGCCCGUCUUAAUCUCUGUGUUUAUGAGAUUCCUGCAGCAGAUGACAGGAAUAACACCUAUCCUGGUUUAUCUGGAGCCUAUCUUUCACAAAACAGCCAUAACACUGGAACCCAAGUAUGACGCAGCAUUAGUAGGCGCUGUUCGGCUGCUCUCUGUUAUGAUUGCAGCCAGUCUAAUGGACAAAGCUGGAAGAAAAGCUCUUCUCUACACAUCAGCAUUUCUAAUGUAUUUGGCCAUGCUAUCAAUGACCAUGUACACCCACACAACACCAUGUGAUAACAACAGGAACAUCACUGUGGAUGCAAGCUUGCAACUAACAGAGGGGCAUGGAGAAUUGACGGGUUCUGUCCCAAAUUCCAUCACACUCGUUCCCCUCAUCAGCGCUAUGGUCAUCAUAUUUGGUUAUGCGAUGGGCUGGGGUCCAAUCACCUGGCUGCUGAUGUCGGAGAUCUUGCCGCUGGGGGCUCGUGGCGUGGCGUCCGGCUUGUGUGUGAUGGUCAGCUGGAUCACGGCUUUUGCACUGACACAACUCUUCAUGCACGCUGUGGACGCUUAUGGACUGUUCGUACCGUUCCUGUUCUUCUGCGUUGUCUGCGUGGUGAACAUCAUAUUCACCGCGGUGUGUGUGCCGGAAACGAAGGGGCGGACCCUGGAGGAGAUCGAGAACUAUUUCAGAACUGGACGCUCCUUCACUAUCCUCGACAGUUAACACAACAAACCUUCAGUGGAUUUUUUAAAAAUAAAGAGACUUUGGGUUUUGGCUUGUGUAAAAUGAAGAAGAACACAACUAAUUUGAGUGAUAGUGUAAUUACAUGUUUACAUUAGGGAUGUCAGUCAUGUGUGAUUUAUUUUUAAUGUAUUUCUGUUAUUUGUUUAAUCAUUUCUCCUGCCUGUUGUAAAUAUGUAACUACUAAUAUGUAGUAUGUAGUAUGUAAUAUGUACGUAUUUUUCGCACUAUGAUCUAUUUUCAUACAUAAGGCGCACUGGAAUCUAAAGCGCAUUAUGCGACACUAGUAAGGAACAGUGAGGCUGUGUCAAUAGUAGACAUUCCACCCUGAAAUAAAAAAAAAUGCAAAAAUUCAUUUCAGAGGGGUAUUCAUAAAUAAAUAAAUUAAUUAAUAAAUGAAAUAUUAAAAUCUAUGCUUACUAUAUAAUACAAUAAUCAUUUGAAUGAAGUGGAUGGAGCGUAGUAUCUCCCUAACACUAACUCAUUUUAGCAAUGUUAAUAAACGCUGUUUAACCAUUUCAGACCCUGCAUCCAUUCCAGUGGUCAUUAUGUAUUUUCUUUUUUUUUUAAUGUUUUCUUGCAUUUAACAUUGAUUGAGAGCUGAUUGUUGUCCAUUAGAAUAGAACAAGAACCAGCUAAUUAACUAGUUUAUAAACCAAUGAAACAGUAGCAAUAGAGCCUUUGAGACAAAGUAACAGCUAAUUUGUACUGAUUUAAUGUGAUUUAGAACACUUUUGGUCAUGUUUUUACUGUCUAAGGAUGUUUUUUUUUAUAAUAAAAUGUUGAUAUGAAAUAUAAAGUAUUA
Molecule: messenger RNA, 2363 nt
Organism: Astyanax mexicanus (Mexican tetra)
Lineage: Eukaryota; Metazoa; Chordata; Actinopteri; Characiformes; Acestrorhamphidae
Gene: slc2a6
Product: solute carrier family 2 member 6
Exons: 10
Coding region: 53-1540 (495 amino acids)
Biological process (GO): transmembrane transport
Cellular component (GO): membrane
Molecular function (GO): transmembrane transporter activity
Source: RefSeq, a predicted model, not a curated record